Messenger RNA from Anoplophora glabripennis (Asian longhorned beetle), 2389 nucleotides. It is a transcript of the gene Picot, whose product is annotated as putative inorganic phosphate cotransporter. Bases 507 to 2081 code for a protein of 524 amino acids. Gene Ontology annotation, biological process: monoatomic anion transport; transmembrane transport. The record is from RefSeq and is a predicted model, not a curated record. The transcript is spliced from 9 exons. Gene Ontology annotation, molecular function: transmembrane transporter activity. NCBI's taxonomy places the organism in Eukaryota, Metazoa, Arthropoda, Insecta, Coleoptera, Cerambycidae.
GAGUGGUGGUAUAAGUGCUCGAUAUUGUCGGCAUGUCACACUCGUACUUAAUCCAUAAAAGCUAUUAUGUAUAAACGCAAAAUAUCAAAGUCGUUAUAAAACAGUGUCGAAGUGAUUGCAAGUAAGAAAACAGUGAAACAAAAGUUUAUCCGAGUGAAUUGUAUCCCACAUACCGGCGUAAUCUGAGAAGAAGACAUUAGUGAUUGAAUGGUCGAUUAUGAAAUUAUUUUUACUAUUUAAUUUAUUCACACUAGUUCUGACGAGAAAACGAAAAAGGCUUAAAUAGUAUUCGGUUAUCGAAAAUUGCUUUUAAUUUUAAACUAACAAGCAAUUUGUAAUUGUUGCCGCCUAAAGUACAAUACAAUUAUUUAUUGGUUAUUUGUUACUUGUUUUAGUUGUUAGUUUUUUAAUUGUUUAACAGACGUAUUUAAAUAUGAAACAGAGUUUCGUAUAGUUAGUCAAAUAGUUGAAAGUUAAAUUUAGUAUCUAAAUAUACUUAAUAAAAAAUGAACGGGGACGUAAGGAAUGGCAAUAACUACCCCAAUACGAGGUACACUACGGUGGCUACGGCAGUCUUCGAACAGGAAAAUGGUGAUGUUCUCGUCAAAAAGAAGAAAGGAUUCUUAGGAAGGUUUGGGGCGAGACACUUUGUCACAUUCAUGCUUUUCCUGGGAAUGGCCAACGCGUACAUCAUGAGGACAAACAUGUCUGUAGCCAUAGUGGCUAUGGUUAACCAUACAGCCAUAUCUGGUGAUUCUGAGUCUUCAUCUGUUGAUGACGAAUGUGGAGUGAUCGCUGAUAAUACAACGACCUCAAGUAGUGAAUCCGAUGGAGAAUUCCUGUGGGAGACAGAUAUCCAGGGUUAUGUCUUGAGUUCAUUUUUUUAUGGAUAUGUGAUAACUCAGAUUCCUUUUGGUAUAUUAUCAAAACGAUAUGGAAAUAUCUACUUUCUGGGAGUAGGCAUGCUGAUCAACUCCGUGUUUGGUCUGUUGGUACCGGUAGCUGCGAAUAUGGGUAUUUGGUGGCUGAUAACUGUGAGGUUUAUACAAGGCCUCGGUGAGGGCCCUAUUGUCCCAUGCACACACGCUCUUCUGGCAAAAUGGAUCCCCCCUAAUGAGAGAAGUCGAAUGGGCGCUUUCGUUUAUGCAGGAGCACAGUUUGGAACGGUCAUAUCGAUGCCUCUGAGCGGUCUUCUUUCCGAGUGCGCUUUGGGAUGGCCCUCAAUAUUUUACGUUUUUGGAGCUGUGGGAACUGUUUGGUGCGUCUUCUUCCUCAUUUUCGUCUUUGAAGAUCCCGAGACUAAUACUCGUAUGGACUCGGAAGAGAGACUGUACAUCCAGAAAGAGUUGGGAAGCAAAAUUGGAGUUCCGAUUCCCCCUAUUCCUUGGAAGGCCAUUGUGAAAUCGAUGCCAUUUUGGGCUAUCCUCCUGGCCCAUAUGGGACACAAUUAUGGUUAUGAGACGCUCAUGACCGAGCUGCCUACUUAUAUGAAACAAGUCCAUCAUUUCAGUAUUAAAGAUAAUGGAAUCCUGUCUGCUUUACCGUACUUAGCUAUGUGGAUAUUCUCCAUCUUCAUUAGUCACGUAGCCGACUGGAUGUUAACCAAGCCAUACUUCACUCAUACUAUUGUACGAAAACUUAUCAAUGGAAUUGGUCAGUAUGGUCCUGCUAUUGCUUUGCUAGCUGUAUCGUUUACGGGUUGUGAUAAAUGGUUAACCGUGGCCCUCCUCACUGUUGGAGUUGGACUUAAUGGCGGUAUCUAUUCCGGUUUCAAAGUCAACCAUCUGGACAUUUCUCCACAGUUUGCCGGCAUCCUGAUGGCGUUCACCAACUGCUUGGCUAACCUUGCUGGGCUGCUUGCCCCGAUUUAUGCUGGGAAUGUCGUGGUUGGCACGCCAAGCAUAGCUAAGUGGAGGACCGUCUUCAUAACUGCUGCAUGCGUCUACGCCGGUUGCUGUACAUUCUACGUCAUCUUCGGAUCGGGCGCGCGCCAGUCGUGGGACCAACCGGAGGCGCAAGUAGAGGAAGAAAAGAAGAAAGAUGCAGGAGAUGAUCCAGAGGUUGUGACCACUCGUGCUUAAGAGCAGAAACUGGAUUGUAUUAUUGUGAUUUAUCUUAUUAGCCGUAGUUUAGUGGUAUACUACUUAAUCCAGUUGCAAAAUUAAAUUGCCACGUUUCAUCUUACCAGUUGUUAUUUUAUAAAUUAUAUUUUUAUGUCAUUGUGUAAGAAUAAGAAAUACUCCCAGUUCGUUUUAUGGAGAGCGCAUGGAAAUUGUCGCUGGAACGGGUCCUUAAUAAGAGCGCGGAUGUAUUGUUGUUGUUUUAAAUUAUUUAUGGAAAUAAAAAUUAUUGUCGAAUUUUUAUAAAAUAAAUUUUCUUUCUAAACGAG